Molecule: messenger RNA, 816 nt
Organism: Arvicanthis niloticus (Nile rat)
Lineage: Eukaryota; Metazoa; Chordata; Mammalia; Rodentia; Muridae
Product: H-2 class II histocompatibility antigen, A-R alpha chain-like
Biological process (GO): antigen processing and presentation; immune response
Cellular component (GO): membrane; MHC class II protein complex
Source: RefSeq, a predicted model, not a curated record
CAGCUGCAAAGACCACCCAGAGGACAGGAUGCCACUUAGCAGAGCUCUGAUUCUGGGGGUCCUCGCCCUGACCACCGUGCUCAGCCGCUGUGGCGGUGAAGACGACAUUGAGGCUGACCACGUAGGCAACUAUGGUAUAAAUGUUUAUCAGUCUUAUGGAUCCAGCGGCCAGUACACACAUCAAUUUGAUGGAGAUGAGGAAUUCUAUGUGGACUUGGGUAAGAAGGAAACUGUCUGGAAGCUUCCUGAGUUUGCACAACUGAGAAGCUUUGACCCCCAACUUGCACUGCAAAACAUGGCUAUAUUAAAAUACAACUUGGAACUCCUGACUAAGAGGCCAAAUUCAACCCCAGCUGCCAACAAGGCUCCUGAGGCGACCGUGUUCCCCAAGUCCCCUGUGCUGCUGGGUCAGCCCAACACCCUCAUCUGCUUUGUGGACAACAUCUUCCCUCCUGUGAUCAACAUCACAUGGUUGAGAAACAGCGAGUCAGUCACAGAAGGCGUUUAUGAGACCAGCUUCCUCUCCAACCCUGACCAUUCCUUCCACAAGAUGUCUUACCUCACCUUCAUCCCUUCUGACGAUGACGUUUACGACUGCAAGGUGGAACACUGGGGCCUGGACGAGCCGGUUCUCAAACACUGGGAACCUGAGGUUCCAGCCCCCAUGUCAGAGCUGACAGAGACUGUGGUCUGUGCCCUGGGGUUGUCUGUGGGCCUUGUGGGCAUCGUGGUGGGCACCAUCUUACUCAUUAAAGGCCUGCAAUCAGGUGGCCCCUCCAGACACCCUGGGCCCUUAUGAGUCACACCUGGAAAGGA